Messenger RNA from Chenopodium quinoa (quinoa), 2271 nucleotides. RefSeq names its product cytokinin dehydrogenase 6-like. Gene Ontology annotation, molecular function: FAD binding; cytokinin dehydrogenase activity. The record is from RefSeq and is a predicted model, not a curated record. Gene Ontology annotation, biological process: cytokinin metabolic process. Bases 375 to 1946 code for a protein of 523 amino acids. NCBI's taxonomy places the organism in Eukaryota, Viridiplantae, Streptophyta, Magnoliopsida, Caryophyllales, Amaranthaceae. The transcript has 5 exons.
CAGAUUUGGUGAAUAUCUUUAUUUUGUUGUGGCCUGUUUCCUCUUAAUAAAAUUGUAAAUUGCACAUUCGAUAGCAUCUUACACUAAAAUCUAUCAACAUAGAAAGAGAGAAAAUCUUAUAAAUUUAUUUUUAAAAAAUAAAAAAAUAAAACUCUUUCCACCAAUGAAGUUGGCAGUCUCCAUACGGUAAGAAAGAAAGAGAAGUUGACUGAGGCACCCAACAUCACCUUUAAAUUCCCUUCAUUUUUUUGGUAUCUCUUACCCUAAAAUCUUGCUAUAAAACAAAUACCUUUCAUCUUCGUGUUCAUCUUGCAAUCUCUAAACAUCCAAAAUUCGUAAGUUUUCGAUAUACGAGUCGUGAAACACACAACAAAAUGAAGCCUUACCUUACUAAUUCUAGUAGUUUUUACCAUAAGAAAUGCUUCAUGAUCUUGUUCAUAAGCACUACUAUGGCCACUCCUCUUCUACCCUUAGAUGUUCUUCCACUCGAAGGUCGACUUAGCUUCGAAGAGAUAAACCAUGCAGCCCGCGAUUUUGGCAACAGAUAUCAGUUCCACCCUCUAGCAGUUCUUCACCCAAAGUCAGUUUCUGACAUAGCCAAAACAAUAAAACAUGUUUGGAAAAUGGGACAGAGUUCUGACCUUACAGUAGCAGCAAGAGGCUGUGGCCAUUCGCUUCAAGGCCAAUCCCAAGCCCACCAAGGUAUCGUGAUUGAUAUGGGAUCGAUUCGAGUUCAUCAUCCAAUACAAGUAGUCCGAAAUGGACUUGUCCAGCCUUAUGUUGAUGUUUCAGGAGGUGAACUCUGGAUUAACAUCCUGCAUGAGACUCUGAAAUAUGGGUUAACACCAAAAUCUUGGACAGAUUAUCUUCAUCUUUCAGUUGGAGGUACUUUGUCCAAUGCUGGUGUUAGUGGACAGGCUUUUCGACACGGUCCACAGAUUAGCAAUGUCCACCAACUUCAGGUUGUUACAGGUAAAGGAGAAGUGGUGAACUGUUCCAAGAACCAAAAUGCAGAACUCUUUCACAGUGUUCUUGGAGGACUUGGACAAUUUGGCAUCAUCACUCGAGCUAGAAUUUCUCUCGAAUCCGCCCCCAAUAAGGUGAAAUGGAUCAGAGUUCUGUAUUCAGACUUCGACACAUUCGUCAGAGAGCAAGAACAGCUCAUAGCAGCAAAGGAAACAUUUGAUUACAUUGAAGGUUUCGUCAUAAUAAACAGAACAGGUCUUCUAAAUAACUGGAGAACAUCUUUCAGUCCACAAGAUCCAGUUCAAGCUAGUCAAUUCAGUUCGGAUGGGAAAACACUUUACUGCUUAGAAAUGGCAAAAUAUUUUAAGCAUGAGGAAGCUGAUCUUGCAGACCAGGAAAUCAGGCUCUUACUUUCACAACUAAGCUACAUCUCAUCUACUCUUUUUAUAGCAGAAGUCUCAUACAUCGACUUUUUAGAUCGAGUUCAUGUGUCUGAGAUCAAACUGCGAUCAAAGGGUUUAUGGGAAGUGCCACACCCAUGGCUCAAUCUCCUAAUCCCUAAGAGCAGCAUCCACAGAUUCGCAGGCCAAGUGUUCGGAAACAUUCUUAAGGACACAAGCAAUGGCCCCAUUCUUAUAUAUCCAGUAAAUAAAUCCAAGUGGGACAACAGAACUUCAGUUGUUAUUCCAGAAGAGGAUAUCUUUUACUUGGUGGCAUUUCUAUCCUCAGCAGUACCUUCUUCGACAGGAAGUGACGGCUUAGACCAUAUCUUGAGUCAGAACAAAAGGAUUCUAGAUUUCUGCGAAUCAGGGCGACUAGGUGUCAAGCAGUAUCUGCCCCACUACAGCACACAGGAAGAGUGGAAAGAUCACUUUGGUCCUAGAUGGGAAAUCUUCAAACAAAGAAAAUCUACUUAUGAUCCUUUGGCCAUUCUUGCACCAGGACACAGAAUUUUUCAAAAGUCUAUACCCUUCUCAUGACACAUAUCAAAAAAUCUACAAUAUCUCUAAAACCUUUAUAAAAGCAAGAUUUGGAAGAAUGAACAGAGAUGUUGUACAUGUAGCAAGAAAACAUGCUUACUAAUUAAAAACUAAAAAGCAUUAUAAUUGAGUGUUAUUGUUUUGUCACCUCAGAAAACUGUAAUUAUGAGAGUGACAGUACAGUUGAUUAGUGGUUUAAAGCUUAAACAUUCCUUUCAAGGAUAUCUUAAUGUAUUUAGCCAUAAUAUACAUCAAAAGGGGCUUAGGAAUUAGGAACCUAUUUAGUAUGAUGCAUACUAAUGAUUAAACCAAGCUAUUUGUUUGA